Molecule: messenger RNA, 2673 nt
Organism: Populus euphratica (Euphrates poplar)
Lineage: Eukaryota; Viridiplantae; Streptophyta; Magnoliopsida; Malpighiales; Salicaceae
Exons: 12
Coding region: 349-2331 (660 amino acids)
Molecular function (GO): RNA binding; chromatin binding
Source: RefSeq, a predicted model, not a curated record
CCUGCAUCAAAUCAAAUCAAAUCAAACUAUAAUUAAAAAGAAAAGAAAACAGAGAAAAAUCGAAAAUAAAAUCAAGCGCGCUUUCGCUAGGGUUUUAAGUUUUCACAGAGAAACGAAAAUCCUCUCUCUCUCUCCCAAUCUCCUUCUUCUUCUUCUUCAAGUUUUUUUCCCGGCGAAUUCCUUGUCUGAUUUGUCACCAACACUGCGCUUUUGAGCGAGAAGACGCCUUACUACGUGUGCUAAACGGCACCACUUGCUUUCCCUGGAACAUACAAUACACAAUUGGACUUCAGCUUGGUUCUACACGUUUUACUGAAUACAAAAAUCUAGAAUAUCCUGUUAUUGAGUAUGGUAGAAGCAAAAAAAGUUGAGAACAUCGAAUUUAAGUGGGGUAAACAGAGAGGAGUUGGUGGGAAAAAGAAAGAUGUAAAAUUUUAUGAAUCUUUCUCCUAUGAUGGUGUGGAGUAUGCUCUAUAUGAUUCUGUUUACAUGUACAAGGAAGGUGAGAUAGAGCCUUAUAUUGGGAAGCUCAUAAAGAUAUGGGAGAAUGCUGACAAGACAAAGAAAGUGAAGGUUCUAUGGUUUUUCUGUUGUCGUGAGAUUGCCAAUUAUCUUGGAGAUGAGAAGACUGCUGAGAAUGAAUUGUUUCUGGCAUCUGGUGAAGGUGUAGGCAGCACAAAUGUUAAUCCUUUGGAAGCAAUUGCUGGAAAAUGCAAUGUGGUAUGCAGUUCAAAGGAUAGUAGGAAUCCACAACCAUCAGAUAAAGAACUUCAAGAGGCUGACUUUGUUUUUUAUCGUACAUUUGAUGUUGGGAACUGUAGGAGCUUGGAUAAGAUAGAUGACAAAAUUGCUGGGAUUGAAGUGAAGUUCUUAUUGAACAGAGUGGGUAAUCAGAGUUCCAGUGGUGUUCCAAAACUUGAUUCAAACAAGAAAGAAGUAAGUGGAAAUGUUGUGGCUACUAAUGACACAAGAAUUUUGACCAGGACAGAAUCUUAUCUUGGAGAGAAGGCUGCUUCUAGUUCACAUGUAAAGUUUAAUGAAGUGACUAAAAUAAAUGAUCGGCUGGUAGAUAAUUCUGGUGAGAUGGCAAGUUCAAGCUCUAAAGUUAAGCAAAUUUCAGACAUAAAACCUUCAUUGGCCAACCAGAAAUCUUCACCAGGAGAAAACUCUGCAUCUAAUUUAGGGUUAGGUGAAAUGACUAAAGUUGAUAAAAAGGAAGGCAUACCGAGUGACAUCAUCGCUUCAAGUUCUAAAGAUGAUGUUGGCUGGAGUAAAAGUAAAGUUGAUAAAGUCUUUGCUGAUCAGGUUCUAAUUGAAGAGAAAGUAAAAGUUGCCAAAGACUGUGGUGACUUAGAUGACGGGCCAUCUAAGAAAGCAAAGCUUGAUGAUUUGGCAAAAGCAUCUUAUGAUAACAAGGUGAAAGGUGUGCAGAAAGCAAGUCAUGAUUCCAAUAUCAGCAACUCCAAGUCUGUAGCCCAAACAACCCCUGCUUCUGAAGAUAAAUCAAAACCUAAUCUCACUAAAGAUCAUCAUGAGAACAACAGUGGCCUUUUGAAGAGGCCAAAGCCUGAUGAGAAGCUUACUAGACUUGCUAAUGGCAAGUUUCCUGAAGCAUCCAAGAGGCCAAAGCCUGAUGAGAAGCUUGCUAGACUUGCUAAUGGCAAGUUUCCUGAAGCAUCUCUAAGACAGCCUUCAGAGGAGGGCAGUAAAACUAACUGCCAAAUACAGGAAGUCACUCGCAGGCCAGAAGCUGAUAGAAGCAAGUGGUUUAGGGGACUUCCAUGGGAAGAACGAAUGCAAACUGCUCACGAGCAAGGAACUCUUGUCCUGCUACAGAAUCUGGAUCCAUCUUAUACUUCAGCAGAAGUAGAGGAUAUCAUUUGGCAUGCCUUCAAGCAAAGUUGCACUGUGAAGAUGAUUCAAAGGACUGCACUUGCCAGCCCUCACUCUGUUGUUUAUGCUGCAGGUCAGGCUUUUGUUAUAUUCCAGAAAAGGGAAGUAGCAGAGAUGGCAGUUGCAAAAUUAGAUGAAGGUUGUUUAAUGCUAUCAAAUGGGAGGCCUCUGGUUGGCAGCAUCGCUGCUCCUUGUUUCCCAGGAAAGCAGUCAACCUUUUUUGGUCAUCUUGUUAUCAAUAAACUUAGAAUCCACAAGCAGCGUGAGAUGAAAGAAGCAGUAUCUACUUCACAUUGUUCUCAGCCCAAUACACUUGAGUACGAAAUGGCAAUGGAUUGGUGCCUACUACAAGAAAGAUCAGAUCUAGCUUUGAGAAAGCUACGCCAGCAACAAAGGCAAGAGUUGAGAAAACUUUGGGUUACUUUGAAGUGUAAAUGAACUGUACUGUUCUCAGUGUAGUAGCUCUUCUGGACACUUUUUGGAGAAAAGGGCAGGCUAAAAGAAUUGCUCCUUUUGGAAUAGAAGGAAUGGAUAUUUUGAAAGCCGGAGCUCCGUGAUUAGAUAACAAGACACUAUUUUUGUUGUGCGGCAGUAUAUACGUUAGAUGGAUCAGAUUUUGGGCGUUGUUAGAACUUGGAAAUCAGGUCCUUUUCACAACUACUAGGCUGGUUGAUUCAUCUGAUGUAAAUAUUAUAAUCCAUUCUGUUAGUUACCUUUACCAGCUAGGAGUUUUGUAAGUUUCUCGAGCUGUUUUUAGCUCCCGUGGCUGGUGUGGUGUUU